Molecule: messenger RNA, 3258 nt
Organism: Bicyclus anynana (squinting bush brown)
Lineage: Eukaryota; Metazoa; Arthropoda; Insecta; Lepidoptera; Nymphalidae
Exons: 5
Coding region: 102-2150 (682 amino acids)
Biological process (GO): nuclear migration along microtubule
Cellular component (GO): nuclear membrane
Molecular function (GO): actin filament binding; lamin binding
Source: RefSeq, a predicted model, not a curated record
CCUUUAUAAUCUGUGGCAGUGAUGGUAGGUGGGUGUCGUGUAUUUUUAGGUUAUGUGAUGUAAAAAAUGAAUUUGUAAAAUAUAACAAAAUUUGACUAAAAAUGAAAUUUCCUCAUGUUAUGGAGCCAAUGAUUAUAACAAUACCUGCUAUUCUACUCUGCUGCACAUUACUACUCUGGAAACUUCUUUCUAAUUUGCGGUCAUUUAUACCUUGGAGAGUAAACUGUUGGUUCUGCAAUAAUAAUGUCUGGGUCAAAUUUACCGAACGUAACAGUUGGACGUGCUCAGAAUGCGACCAGUACAAUGGGUUUACGAAGGACGGUGAUUAUAACAAAGCGCUGUGUACAAACACUGAACAAGUUUCUAAAAGUCCCAAGUUUUUCCAAAGAAGCCCACCCAAGAAUGGUCUAUGCAAGAUGUGUAAUAUUAACCAACAACUCAAGGUGACACAAUUGGCUAAUUUCGUGCCCAUGAAUGAGAAGAAAUAUGAUGAAGAGAUCAACUCCUACAGAAUGCAGUUAGAAAAAGCAUACAAAUUGUGCAGCCCCUGUAAGAAAGUCCUACAAAAGAAACUGCACAAGGAGAAAGAAUCACUGUUAUGUUCAAAAUUAUUAGAGACAAGAGCUUCAGGCAAAAGUGAUCAGAGGAGCCAAAAACAACAUAAACUCAUAAAGAAAAUAAUAAAUAAUACUUCUAGGCUAAUUGCUAUAAUUUUGGUAGUUCUGGUCGCAAUUGAGUGCCAUGAAAAUGCUUUGAAACACCAGACUUUAUCAAACACAAUAUACAAUGUUAAAGAAAUUAUUUGGACCCUCGUACAGAGAAUUUUUUCUAUCAUAAAAAUGAAGACAUUACUUACAUUCCCAUCAUUAGCAGAUCCAAAUUUUGACUUAUAUAUUAUAGAUAUAGAGAUAUUUACAAGCUUUAUUGGACUCAGUGACUUGAUGCAGAUAGCAUUGGGAGGCGUUGUAUGUUUUUUACAGAUUAUAGGACAUUUUUGGAAUAUAAACAAAGCACAAUAUAGUAUAGUAAUUGACCUGCUCUGGUCGGUUUUCGUACUGACUGCAAUAGUACAAGAGUAUUUGACUACAGAUCCUUUAAUCAUGAGCUUAAUUAAAUUAUUUAGUACAAUGGCCGUGUUACUUGUCUAUAUAAACUUAAGUAACAACAAGACUGUUAAAAAUGUUACAAGAAAACCGAAUUCACAAAAGAAGUUUAAGAAGACAAAUGCUGCACCCAAGAAACUUUUUGAUGAUGAAGAUAAUAUAUCUUUGGAUACCGAUGACGAUGUGUCACUCAGCCAAUUUGGAUUGCACAGCUUUACCGAUUCAUCCAACGAAACGAGUAUGCUAAACCAUAGUCUUAUAAGUGGUAGAUCUUUUACUCCCCACAACGAUUCAAUAUGGAACAAACCGAAACAUAACUCAACCUUUUCAGUAAAUUCAGUCGCAUCUAGCCCUAAAUCUUUCGCUGAUUCUGUUUUCGUUAAACCUUCUUUCAACAACUACCAAAAGGUAGACGAUUCUGAUUCAGAUUUAGAUGAAAGCAUAAGUUCUUUGUGUAUUAGCAGCCCGAAAAAGAGAAGCUUCAAAAUCAACCCGGUCUUUGCUUUACGUAAGUUCACAGCGUCGCCAAACUUCGUUGUGCCGACUCCUUUGAAUCGUUCCAGGCCAGUUAUAUCGCCAAGUAAAUUGGGUCACAGUACCUCAUGGGUGGCUGGGGGUUACUGGGGCAAUGAAGGUGAACGUCCAUUGAUAUUCAACGUUAAUGGAAGCCGUUCGUCUAGCCAAAGUUCGGGGUUUGAGUCUCAAACAUCUAGUUUAAACCAACGGAACAUUUUCUCUCAACCUCCGUCGCGAGAGGAGUCAAUUUGCGGGGAGCCAUAUAAGCAUCUACUGUUAGAUCGGUUCCAAAACUGCAAUAUGAAUAGCUACAAUCAGAGUCCUCCAAUUUUCGCGCCCUCGAACACCCCAGUGUUUCCUCAAAUGCAAUAUAAUAGUCACGUACAAUUACCUCAACCGAGAUUAGCUCAACAAACAUAUGUAUCUCAGAAUGUGUAUGCAAGUCAACAGUUUGCGCCGAACAGUAUGUUCAAAGCCCCUGGUGGGUAUAGACUGAUCAAACUGCCUCAAGACAACUUUGUGUCUCGAUAAGGUGGCAAACAUAAAACACUACACGACACGCGACUUAUGUCUAAUUACAUUAUUCGUCAAUAUAUUAUCGCAAUAAAGCGUAUUUACGUUCUAUGAGUUCUAUAUCGUCAGAAGAUAGUCACACGACCAUAAAUAACUUAUCUUCGUCUUAUUCUGUUUCGGUGAAUGGUUAUCUUCGGUUUUUCUAUUUCUUUUUGUUUUUAAUAUUAUUUUUUUCUAAAUAUUAAGUGCGAAAAGCGAAAAGUGGCUUUGCACCUGCAGCAUCAACUGUAAAUAACAAUUUCGUCGUGGUCAAGUGCUCGUACUAUGAUAAAGCAAUUCACGGCGUGAAUUUCUUCAAUAUUAUGAAAAGAGAAGCCUAUGUUUGUUUCUUAAGUUCUGUAAGCGAGAAAGCCGAUAGGUUUUUGUUAUCAUGUCGGUUAUUUAUUGUGAGGGUAGUUGAAAUUUUUCGAUUGUAACUUAAAGCUCAAAAGGGCUAGAUCCUAGAGCCGUAUAGAUUGAAAAAAAAAUUGAUCGCGCGUUGUGUAAUUGUAAUCGUGUCGGAUAUUGUUUGUGAGGGUAGUUAAUGAAAUAUUUCGAUUGUAACUUUAAGCUCAAAAGGGCUAGAUCCUAGAGCCGUAUAGAUUGAAAAAAAAAUUAUCGCGCGUUGUGGAACUUUGUUUGAGUCGGAUGGUGUUUUAUGUCUGCCAGAGUCUGUAUGCUCAACUGCUAGUCAGAUUGGCAUAGUAACUAUUGCAUUCAACUAACACUUAGCCUUUUAUUCUUUGAUUGUUUUUUUUAUUUUCAUGAACUGCCAUUAUGUUAAGGUACAUCGUUAUAGUAUUACAUUCAUUAGUAUAUAAGCGGUUAUUAGAUAUAAAUGAGUGAACUUAGCUGUAAGUGUAUCUGCUGAUCUCUGUUGGAUGGUGCCGGUUGCCGGCCAUUUAUGAAAACAUUAAGAAUUAUUCUAUUGUUACAAUUUUUAUACGGACGUCACUGUCCUCACGAACUGAAUGUGAUAUUUAAAGACUAGUAAUUUUUUGCAAAAAGUGAAAGAAAAAAUGAUUCUUGAUGUCAUCAUUGUUUUGAUUUUGUGAAGCUCCUGAAAUUAAAAAUAAUAUAAACAUCA